This is a messenger RNA of Naegleria gruberi, 1269 nucleotides long. RefSeq lists its product as uncharacterized. The coding region runs from base 1 to 1269 and encodes 422 amino acids. The record is from RefSeq and is a predicted model, not a curated record. Lineage: Eukaryota; Heterolobosea; Eutetramitea; Acrasida; Naegleriidae. The transcript has a single exon. Gene Ontology annotation, biological process: carbohydrate transmembrane transport. Gene Ontology annotation, cellular component: membrane. Gene Ontology annotation, molecular function: carbohydrate transmembrane transporter activity.
AUGAUUUUGUGCGUAAUUUUGAGUGGUGUUACUUCUGCUACUACAAGUAAUAGCAAUAAUAACAAAAUUUCGGAAUCAACACUGAUUACUACAACAGCAACUAGUAGUGACAAUGACUCAUCAUCAACCACCACAACAACAAUAUUGGGUUAUGUUGGAUCAUUGAUUGCCAUUCUCUUCUAUGGAAGUAACUAUGUAGUCACAAAGAAAUAUCCAACAGGAGAUGGUGUUGCCUUUUCCUGGUUAAUGUCUAAUGGUAUUUUCUUUGUUGGAUUCAUAUCAUUGGCUCUCACAACUGAUAACAAGUUGAUUUUUGUUCCGACUGGAUUGUUGAGUGGAAGUAUUUGGGCCACUGGUAAUUUACUUGUCAUUCCAAUUAUUAAAUGUGUUGGGCUGGGUUUAGGAUUUUUAUUGUGGAGUGGUGCUAACUUGAUUGGUGGAUAUUGUGUUGGUAAAUUGGGAUUGUUUGGUGUUGAGAAGGAGGUGAUUGAUAGUUUGGGAGGUAAUAUUAUGAACAUUUUUGGUUUAGUUUGUGGUAUUAUCAGUUUAUUAUUAUUCUUCUUUAUUAAACCCCCACAGGAAAAGAAGAAGAAUGAUGAUGAAACACCUCAAACUGAAGAAAAUACAACUGAAGCUGCCACUGAGGGUACUUCAUUGUUAAAUAAUGAAAAUGAACCUCAACAAAAUCUCAAUGAUGAAAAGUCAAUCAAUGAUGACAUUGUCGUUCAAGAUGUUAGCAAGUUUAAAGCUUUUAUGAACAAGUUGAAAAAGAUUUCUCAACAUCCAGCAUUUGUCAGAUUAUUAGGUAUUGGUAUGGCCAUUACUGCAGGUUGUUUGUAUGCUGUCAAUUUGACUCCUUUCAAAUUGUGGGUCCAACAUGAAAUUUACAUUCACAACAAAUCUCCAGGUCCUAUUGAUUUUGCCUUCUCUCAUUUCAGUGGAAUUUAUUUAUUGAACUCGGCUGUAUUUUUGAUUUACAUUUUAAUCAAAAAGAAUCAACCAGAAAUUUAUCCAAACAUGAUUAUGAGUAGUAUUAUUAGUGGCGCCAUGUGGGGUAUUGCUACUAUUGGUUUAUUGUACAGUUCUUCUUACUUGGGCUUUACUGUUGGUUAUCCACUUGUUGCUAUUGGACCAUCUUUGGUUUCUACUUUCUGGAACGUUUGUGUUUUUAGAGAAAUUACUGGUGUUAGAAAUUUGAUCAUCUUAUCGUGCUCUUUGUUAUUUGCUCUUAUUGGUGUCAUUUUGUUGGCUGUUAGUAAGAUUAUUUAA